This is a messenger RNA of Aspergillus nomiae NRRL 13137, 1539 nucleotides long. RefSeq lists its product as uncharacterized. The record is from RefSeq and is a predicted model, not a curated record. Bases 1 to 1539 code for a protein of 512 amino acids. Lineage: Eukaryota; Fungi; Ascomycota; Eurotiomycetes; Eurotiales; Aspergillaceae. The transcript is spliced from 5 exons.
AUGGGUUCUAUUGAGGAUUUUCCUAGUUCAACCUCCGGGACCACCCCAACCAUCCCUCCUUUAUCUGACGUGGCUCUGAAUGACCCAAUAUUCUCCGACGAGGUCAUACGUUAUCAUCUGGGCCUCCUUAAGUCCAGCCAUGGAGGCGAGAUGGUCUCAGACGAAUCGGCGUAUGCGCCGAUCAUCUCAAGCAGUGUUUUAGCUUGUCAUGCAAACCUUGGAAAUGGGCAAGAUAACCCUAAGAUCCCACAGUUUGGGUUAUUAGCCGGCUCAAGCCCGCUUCUGAAAGGUAUUCGCCCGAAGCAUGCCUCUCCUCUCACGCGCUUGGAUGAGGACCCUCGACUACUAUUCAAUGUUUCACAUCCUUCCAGCAUCUUUAUAUGUGGCUCCCAGGGCCGGAAGGUUGCCCAAGCCGCUAACAGGCUGGUCUUUCAUUAUGAUACGUUUAUCAGUGACACAGUGGGAUCCCCCUGCGAAGCAGCCUUCUUGUCAUCGCACCCAGAUGUGCAAGUCCGAGUACUUUGCUCCCCGACAAAUAUUCACUCUAUAAGGGACUACUAUUCGAGGUUUAAUAUACCAGUGAAUCCAUUACAGCUUGAUCAGAGUCAUUUGAAUACAAAGCGGAUGAUGGAUCUGAUGGCUAUUGGACAGAAAGAUGGGCAGAUACCGCUAUAUAUACACACGGUGAAACGAAUCCUUCGUGAACUACGUAUACUACAACAGGAGGCAGGGACACCAUUCAAUUAUCAAGAGUUCAAGCGAAGAGUCCUCGCUUCUGGGUUGACUCGUGAUCAGCUGGGGCCUUUAAAGCAACGGCUCGAUACCCUAGAGAGUUUUAUGCCUCGAGAGCAAGUGGACAUAUCGAGGUCAAAGGAAAGCAAGGUUGCAAACGGCUCCAUGUGGGACCCAGUGCCUGGCUGUUUAACUAUUGUUGAUAUGUCCUGUCCAUGUAUAUCCCCAGAGACAGCAUGCUCGCUUUUCAAUAUUUGCCUGGGGAUCUUCCUCGAACAAGACCCAACUAUUGGUCGGGUGGUUGCACUUGACGAAGCACAUAAGUAUAUGAACUCCUCUGCAGAGGCCGAGAUUUUCACAGAAACACUAUUAUCAGCAGUUCGUCUUCAACGGCACCUUGGGACUCGAGUAAUCAUCUCUACCCAAGAGCCGACUGUCUCGACUGCUUUGUUGAAUUUGUGCUCUGUUACAAUUGUUCAUCGGUUUACCUCGCCGGAAUGGCUCCGAACGUUGCAAAAGCACCUUGCUGCAGCAGCAAUCAACCUUUUCUCUCCAAAGAGUGGCUUCGGCAACCAUGGUAGUGAGACGGAAGAAUCGGGGGCCGAGAAGGAGUCUACCUCAGCAUUUGACAUUAUUGUCCAUCUUCGCGUUGGCGAAGCAUUGCUGUUUGCGCCGAGUGCAAUCGUCAAGGUCGGAACACUGGAGGAUGGCCGAGUGGAGUUCCACCGACUUGGCUCCGAUAUCUUGCCUAUAAAAAUCCGGGAACGAUUGACAUCUGAUGGUGGAAAGAGUGUCCUUUCGAUUUGA